Maniola jurtina (meadow brown) is the source of this 1900-nucleotide messenger RNA. Its product is annotated as proton-coupled folate transporter-like. The transcript has 5 exons. The coding region runs from base 304 to 1836 and encodes 510 amino acids. Lineage: Eukaryota; Metazoa; Arthropoda; Insecta; Lepidoptera; Nymphalidae. The record is from RefSeq and is a predicted model, not a curated record. Gene Ontology annotation, cellular component: membrane. Gene Ontology annotation, molecular function: transmembrane transporter activity. Gene Ontology annotation, biological process: transmembrane transport.
UAAAAUACAACAAUUUUAGAAAUAUUUGAACUUUGACUUACAUGAUGGUCAUCGUCAAGGAUAAUACGUCGUUCGAUAAUUACGGAGUUUUUAAAUUGGUUAUAUCAUAUUUAGACGGAAACGAGUUUCUUAUAGAGCUUCAAAGUCGCUAGAAGUCAUUUGUGUUUCGUGUUUACAAAUAUUCGGACUUGAUACACAAGUUUCUUGAGAGCGUUCACUUGCUUAAAUAUCAAACACAUGUUAAAAAAAAAUGUGCAUUUAGUGAAUUGUUAAUACAUAAUCUAAAAUCUAUAUAAAACUAGGAUGGCGGAAAAAGAAAGUGAAACUGAAUUAAGUGACAUAAAAGAAACUAAAAGCAAUGGUGAAGUGGCGAAUGAUCCUGUACCAGUGCCUAAAAUUAAGGAUAGGAUAAAAGCAUUUUUUAAAUUCUUCACAGUGGAGCCCUUUUUAUUCUCUUUCAUUUUACCUAACAUCAUAUCAGCUGUGGCUGUUCAAAAACUGAAUAUGGAAAAGGCGUGUCGUGCUGAUCUUAAUUACUCAGAACACAUUUGCUCGGAAGCUAUUUUGGGAAAUACUGAAGAUAACAUGACGAUAGAAGCUUUAGAUGGAGCUCAGGUUAUGGUGGCUGAUAUGACAGCUUGGACUCAGCCCCUGCAAAGUGGCAUACCGGCGAUUGCGAUUCUAUUCAUCGGAGCUUGGAGUGAUACAACUGGAAACAGAAAGUAUCUAAUGCUUGUUCCAGUUUUAGGAGAAUUAAUUUCCGCGAUAGGAUUGAUACUGGCAAAUUUUUUCUUUUUGGAAUGGCCAUUGUGGGUAACUGGGUUGAUAGAAGCUUUACCUUCAGCGCUGGCGGGAGGUAUUUCUAUCGCUUUAAUGGGUUCUUAUAGCUACAUAGCAGAUAUAACAACAUUGGAGUCACGGACAUUUCGAAUGGGGUGUGUAGCUGUGAUUGUAACAUUGGGAAUACCAUUGGGAUCUUCUAUAAGUGGAGUGCUAACAGAAUCAGUCGGUUACUACGGAAUUUUCGGAAUAUGUGCUGCUCUGUAUGCAUUUGGUUUUAUUUACACGUGCCUUAGAAUUCAUGACGUUAAGAAUGUACCCAUGGAGGGCACGCUAUUUGAAAAAUUAAUGAAAUUUUUUAACCCUAAAAAUGCCUGGGACACACUUUCACUUCUAUUUUUGGCACCUAAGAGAGAGUUGAUCCAAAUAUGGUUGGUUGUUUUGGCUCAUAUCGUUGUCAUGGGCCCAGUUUUUGGUGAAAGUGCUGUAUUGUUUUUAUAUACUCUGAAGAAAUUUAGCAUGGACAUAGUGGAUUUCAGCUUGUUUUCAACUUAUUCCGUGUUGAUGGGAUUAAUUGGAACGAUAAUCGCUGUAACUCUCUUCAGCAAGCGCUUACAGAUGCAUGAUGCACUUAUUGGUAUCAUAGCGACUACAUGCAAAGUGGUAUCGAGUUGUGUCUAUGGCCUGGCUCCCAAUAGAUCAUGGUUCUUUUCAGGUCCACUCUUUGACCUAUUUGGAAAUUCUGGUACUACAAUCAUUAGAUCCUUGGGUACUAAAGUUGUGACUCCUGAAAAAGUUGGCAAAAUGUGUUCACUGAUCGGAUUCGUUGAAGCAAUAAUACCCGUCAUUUACACACCGCUAUACAGCAAAGUUUAUUCUAACACUUUGGAGAGCCUGCCUGGAGCCUUCUACCUUCUCGGCGCAUUGAUGACAGUACCUGCAAUCUUAGUGUUCGCGAUUCUUUACACGAUAUACCGGAGAGAACAAAGGGAUGUGGUUAAGGAUCCUGAUGCCAAGGGAAUGUAUGCGCACGAUAACGCAGUCACCGUACUGUGAAAAUAGAAAUUAACAGUAUAUAUCUAUAUUAUAAUAUACCUAUAGGUUUAAACUUUAAAAUUAU